CAUGAACAAGGAUGUUGAAUCGGCAAAAGACAAACCACCAGAUUACGGUCAAGCGCAGAAAUUUUGGUCUAAACGUGUAAACGUGCCCCUCCGACGUAUGAAGAAAGCGUAUUGUCAAAGAUCAAGAAGGCUAAAGAGGAGUCAGAUGGAAACAAGGAACUUGCCCACAGUCUCUUAGCAAUAAUAUGUGGAUCAGUGUCAUUGAUCAUUGGCUGUCUGAUUUGUACUGGUAUUACUGCUGCUAUACCCAUUGCGAUGAUAGUGAUUGGUUCCAUGUAUAAAGACGAUUGUAAUGCUCAGCCAUACAUCCCUAUAUACCUUAUCGUUGCUGGGAGCUGUUCGUUGUUUUCAUUAGCCACUUCUGUAGGGGGAUGUCGAUCAAAAUACCGUGAGAACGAUGAGGAGAAGCAGAAGAAAGGCACCGUUGGCAACUGUUGUGGCUGUAUAAGUGGACUCGUGAGUCUCUUUAUGAUGUGUUGGUUCAUAACAGGCAGUGUUUGGAUAUAUAAAGCAUACGAGCCGUCAUAUGAGGACCCAACCGCUUCAGACUACUGUGACAAGACCCUGUAUUUAUUUUCAUUUUGGAUGUUGAACGUCGGUUAUAUGGUCGUUGGUUUAUGUUGUUGUGCGGGUUUACUCGGUCUCUGUUGUAAACUAAAGGCCAGAAAUGAGCAAUAAAUCGUAUAUUCCAUCACUGCUGCGUCCUACACUGCUGCACCAUAUGUGUACCAUUAUAUGUAAAUUCAGAAAAGACGGUUAUCACAGCUUAUUGAUAUUGCGGCUAAUAUACCAUUUUCACUUUUGAAUUAAAUUUUAAAUGUAUAGUCAACGUUAUGUAUAAUAAACUGUGUGCAGAAUUUCUUUGUAAACACGAAUACUUGUUUUCAGUCAUUAUCAUUAUGUAUAUCACAAGCAAAUAUGUAAAUAAAGUCCUAACAAUUAACAUUUGUCAAUAAAAGAAGAAUUUACAACCC
Molecule: messenger RNA, 974 nt
Organism: Saccoglossus kowalevskii
Lineage: Eukaryota; Metazoa; Hemichordata; Enteropneusta; Harrimaniidae
Product: transmembrane protein 272-like
Source: RefSeq, a predicted model, not a curated record